UUUAACCUAAUCCAACAGUCACUGGCUUAUUUCAACUUAGGUUCACAAAACUGUGUAAUUCUUUCUUUUAGAUGCCGGUGCCAGUGUCACCACGCAAAAAUGAAUCUAGUCAGGCUGCAAAUGCAUCCAGACCCGAGGCAAGAGCACAUCCAGCCGAGGACCCUGUUCAAGUGCCAGUUAAUCUUCCGAGACUCAGUGAAGAGGUAGAAGAAAUAGUUGACCCAGAUGUUGUUGCUGGGUACCAAGAUUGUUUGAAGGAAACACUAAGAUUUUUGCUAGAGGAGGAGCAUCUUCCUGAAGACCACCCAGUAGUGACGGGUUUAGCAGCACAUUUGACUCGAGAACAUGCCCACAUUGAGCUAACUAAGCUCUCCCAGCAACUUGCCACUGCUAUUAUAGAUGCACAGACUACCCCUACAGAUGAAUCCGAGGAGGAAAUUUCAACUAAUAAUUCUAAUACUCUCAGGGUUCCUAGGACAUUUAAUGCAGGUUUUGAAGUAACAUUAGUUGAGGAUGAUAGUGAAGAAGAAAUCAUAGUUUUAGAUGAUGAUGCAAUGGAUGAAGAUGAUUGUGAAUAUAUUAACAUUGAAGAGUUAAGUGACAGUGAGGAUAAUAGUGAAUAUGAAGCAGGUGAUCUAGAGGAAGAAAGGGUAACAGAGGCAUUAAUUACCGACCCUGAAUUACGGAGACAGUUAAUACGGUUUGUGUAUCAGGGUUGUGAUCUCUUUGCUGCUCCACCACCUAUCAAUCCAGCAUCACAUCAAGGGGUUAUCCUACAACUGUGAUGUUUUUCACACAUAGAAUUAAGGCUAUUUCUCAUAAUAUCACUGAGUGAACUUAAAAAAAAGUCACAUACAAUUCAAGCAGCAUUAAAUCUAAUCUAUAAUAAAUUAGUACAAAUAUUAUAUAUCACAAUCUUUUUAUAUAUGCAAGAAGCAAAUAUCUUUAUUUUCAAAGAGUAUACAUUAGCUGCAAGGAAACAAAAAAAAAUAUUCAUGAGGUGGAGCACCUAGGGGAAUGGAAGGCAUUUAGGUUCAAUCCAAGGAAGGGAAGCAUUGAUCAAGAGCCCCUCACUGGCAUCAAGGAAGCUCUCUUGGAGGGACAACAAACUGCUGUCUUCACAAAUUCAUUGAUCUCAUGAACUGAUUUUCAGCAUUUACUUUGCCCCAAUACUGAAAGACAUUCUGACCUUACUAAUCUUGCCAAUUUAAAAAAAACAGUGUUAUUCAUGUUUGAUAAUGGCUUUGUGGGUAUAAUUCAUGCAUUUUGCUCUUAUAUAGGUAUUACAGAAUUUCUUUUCACUGUGUCUUCUGCAUGAAUUUUAUAAUUCGAACGAAUAUAAUUUACAGUUAAUUGUAGUUUACAGUACUGUAUAUUAAAGAUCUAUUAAUCACAUUAUUUAGAAUUUAGAUGGACAAAUUAGCAGUUAAUUACACUCAUGGCCUUCCUUUGAAGACAUGAAUCGUUGUCACAUGAUGGCAGUUGCCUUAUCCCCAAGAUUCUCAUAAUGACCUAUUAGUGAAGCCUCAAGUGUUUGUUUUCUACUUUGUAGAAAAAUUACCUUAGAAUUAAACUUUGCUGAUGGAUCUGCUGUGUGUUGUUUGCUUAUUGGAAGUCAUAGCUUUGAUUCUGGCAUGACUUAAAUGAUAUUUUGCACUGUAGUUAAAGGAAUAAAGCUAGAUACUGAGGAAAGAAAUCAUUAUAUAAUAGUGCAUAUAUUUUUUUUUUGAGGGGGAGGGGGGCAGGGAGAAGUUUUCAUAACUAAAUGGCACAGUGAAGUAUUUUCAUACCAUUACCUUGUUUUGGUAUUUACUGUACAGUACAUUUAAAAUAUACAUUAUUUUAUUUCAUUACAAGGAAAUUUGUGCUGUGUUGAUGCAAAUUCAUACAUACAUACAAUGCAAAAUUUGGUUUUGGAUAUUAACAGCAUUGGUGGGAAUAAAUCAAACGAUUACUUAUGUCUUGCCAGUACUGCAAGUUUUAUAUUAAGACAUAAUACACAUCUCUCACUGCUAUAAUCUUGAAUUUCAGUUCGAAAUACAAUAUCACCUGUCAUGGUAUUCACCAAUUUAGUAAAAAGUCAUGUUCUUAAUUUCUGUUAUAAGCUGGUCUCAUCUCAAGGAUUUUAACAAAGUACGUACUAUUACUGUGUAAAGGACACACGUGUAUAGUCAUUCUUAUGUAGUAGUAGCCAUUUGAUUUGUAAAUAUGCAAGUAGUUUGGUUUUUAAA
This is a messenger RNA of Cherax quadricarinatus, 2231 nucleotides long. NCBI's taxonomy places the organism in Eukaryota, Metazoa, Arthropoda, Malacostraca, Decapoda, Parastacidae. The record is from RefSeq and is a predicted model, not a curated record.